Molecule: messenger RNA, 927 nt
Organism: Tilletiaria anomala UBC 951
Lineage: Eukaryota; Fungi; Basidiomycota; Exobasidiomycetes; Georgefischeriales; Tilletiariaceae
Exons: 4
Coding region: 1-927 (308 amino acids)
Source: RefSeq, a predicted model, not a curated record
AUGGCGGAUCGCAAGUCGGGUCCGUCUGCUUUUGCUAGCGACCCUCUACCCACGCUUGACCACCUCGUACACAAGGUCAACCCAGGGCAGCUGGAGCGCGCCAUUUCAGUGUUCUCAGUGCUCGGCUUUACGGUCAAAAGGGGCGGUAAACAUGCUAAUGGGCUGACGGCAAAUGCGCUCAUCACCUUCCCUGAUGGGGUAUAUCUCGAGAUUAUCGCUUUCCAGGAGCAUCCCAUCGCUGCUACCGGCGAGCUGCAAGCGCAGUUUGAAACAAGACGGCGCAAGCACCCCUGGUGGAGGAAUAGCGCGGGGUGGAUCAACUGGGCUCUGCUUGGCGGUGCAGAGAAUGGGCAGACGGCUGAAAUCAAUCAGCGCGCCGAACAAAUCGGCGUUCAGAUGCGGUACAGCGCUCCGAUAGCGGCAGGCCGUACCACCACCGAGGGCAAGAAGCUCGAGUGGAAGAUCAGCGUGCCAGAAGGCAAUGUCCCACGGUCAGCAGUACCGUUUUUGUGUGAGGACGCCACUCCAAGGACUUGGAGAGUCCCUCCGCCGGAUCCUCCCCACCGCAAUCGCAGCAGCGGAAUUUCGGCCCUGACGAUCCUAUAUCCGCCUGGCGAAGACUCCCAGACUUUUUCCCUGCAGAACUUGGCAAUAGUACUGGGCGAAAAGUUCACGCGCCAUGUCACGCCAACGCAACCUUCGCUGCCCGUGACAACGCUUGACCUCAGUGUUGUCCACGUGCGCGUCGCGGAUGAUCCUAGCGAACUCAAAUGGGUCGCAGAGAACGGUGCUGGGUUGUUCGAAGUUGAGAUUCGAGUCGCCGCGGAUCAGCUGCCGUCUUCGGCGCCGCCUGACGGGCUAGAGCAAACUACACAAGACGAGCACUGGGGACGAAUUCGUCUCCACCCCGUCUUCAAUCAAGCCUGA